Cervus elaphus (red deer) is the source of this 23190-nucleotide messenger RNA. RefSeq names its product mucin 19, oligomeric (gene MUC19). Gene Ontology annotation, cellular component: extracellular matrix. The record is from RefSeq and is a predicted model, not a curated record. Lineage: Eukaryota; Metazoa; Chordata; Mammalia; Artiodactyla; Cervidae. Gene Ontology annotation, molecular function: protein binding.
AUGGGCUGCUUUUCUGGGCGCCCGACGACCUCAGGUAGCGAUCAGAAGCCAUUAAAUUUUCAUAACAUUUUGAUUUUUUCAUCAGUUGGAACAGGGUCUUUUGGUUGGGAAGUUGGAGCUGGAAGAGACAAUGCUGCAUCUGCUUUUGGACCACCUGGUUCGAGUUCAUUUGGUGACAGCAGCUUUAGUAGCAAAACAGUUGAAGGUGAUCAAGUGGCUAGGUCUGGAAGAUCCAUUUCCAGUGAUCUAGGUGACACCAGUUUGAGAAGUGCUAGUACCUAUGUUGGUGAUAGCUCUGAAAAUCUGGAAUCCACUUUAGGGUCUUCUGGUCAACAGGGAUUGGAAAUCAGUGAACUUGGAGGGGAUGGCUUGAGUGGCAAUGCAUCUGUUGAGGACGAACGCAAAGGCUUUGGCUCUGAUGCCAGUAGUUCAGGUAUCCUCUCAGCCUCCUUCCUGAGAAAUCCAGUUGACAUUGGGGCUGAAUAUUUUAGUGGCAUUUCUGAAGAUUCAGGAUUUGGUUUGGAGUCAUCUGACCAGUAGGGAUUUGGAGUCAGUAUUGGUGGGAAUGGAAAGAGUAGUGGUGGAUCUGCUGGGGCUGAAUACUUGAGUCCUGGAUCUGAAGUCAUUGGCUCAGGAGGAAACGUUUGGUCUUCUAAUUCUGGAAGUGGUGAAGGAAACAAGGGUACCACAAGUUCAUCUGACUACAGUACGUCUGGAUCACUCAGCACUCCAGAAAAAGGAUCCCAUAUUCCAGAAGCAACGCCGAAAUACUCAGAAACAAACGCAAUUAUUGGUGAAGCUUCUACUUGGGGCAAAGGAGCAUAUAAAGCUUUCAACGGUCGUGUUUUUUCCUUUGAGUCUUCAUGCACAUAUACUUUCUGCCGUCACUGUGUUGAAUCGGGAGGAGAUUUCAAUAUUGAGAUCAAACGAAACAAUGACAGUGAGAUUGAAAAAAUAACAGUUAUAAUUGACAACAAUGAUGUCUCUAUCUUUGGUGAUAUACUUUUAGUUAAUGGUGAAAGUGUGCAGAUACCAUAUAACAAUAAGUUGAUUCACAUAAAAAAAUAUGGAGAACAUAAUGUUCUGAAUAGUCGUAGAGGAAUCCUGUCUUUAAUGUGGGACAAAAACAACAAACUCUCACUCACUCUUCACAAGCAGUAUCCAACUUGUGGUCUUUGUGGUAACUUCAACAGCACUCCAGGAGAUGAUAUCAGUGAGCACAUUGCCGAUAGUAAAAUUCCUGGUGAUUGUUCCAAAGCUGUUAGUAAAAGCUAUGAAGUUUGUGAAGAUGGAGUACAGUACUGUAACAAAAUUAUUGGAACCUAUUUUGAGAAAUGUGGAAAGGUUAGCACUUUAUCCAGUGACUACAAAAUGAUCUGCAUUGAUGAGUAUUGCCAAAGUAGAGACAAAACAUCCACAUGUGACACUUUCUCAGAAUUGUCCCGCCUCUGCGCCUCGGAUGGUCCUGGCAUCUUUGAAUCCUGGAGAAAUGAUCCUGAUGUGGUUUGUGAAAAACCUAUUUGCCCAGAAAGACAUAUCUACAAAGAAUGUGGUCCCUCAAAUCCUGCAACUUGUUCUAAUGUGGCUCCUUUUCAAGACAUUGAAUGUGUGAGUGGUUGCACCUGCCCAGAAGGUUAUCUAUUGGAUGAUAUUGGAGAGAAAGGGAGAUGUGUGUUGAAGUCUGACUGUCCCUGUGAAUCUGGUGGAAAGGUAUAUCAGUCAGGAGAAGUCCGCGAAGGUUCUUGUGGUUCUCUGUGCACAUGCCAAGAAGCAAAGUGGUCUUGCACUAAAACAUUAUGUCCUGGGAGAUGUAAGAUAGAAGGAAGUUUGAUUACCACCUUUGAUGGCGUUAAAUACAACCAUCCUGGAAACUGUCACUUUUUGGCCAUCCAUGAUAAAGAUUGGUCUAUUAGUGUUGAGCUUCGUCCAUGUCCAAGUGGUCAGUCAGGAACAUGCUUAAAUAGUGUUACACUCCUCUUGAAUUCGUCUGCUCAAGUUGACAAAUACGUGUUCAAUAGAGAUGGAACAGUCACAAAUGACAAGUUUGGAAAUCAAGGUUAUUAUUAUUCAGACCAAAUACAGAUCUUCAAUGCAUCUUCCUCAUACCUUCAAGCAGAAACAUACUUUCAUGGAAAAAUGCAAAUUCAAAUUUUUCCUGUGAUGCAAUUGUAUGUUUCUGUGCCACCUAACCAAUUCACAGAUACUGUAGGGCUCUGUGGUUCCCACAACAACAGAGCAGAGGAUGAUUUCAUGUCAAGUCAGAACAUAUUAGAAAAGACCUCUCAGGCAUUUGCUAGUUCUUGGGAAAUGAUGCCCUGUCCUAAAGCUAGCACUGCUUCAUGCAUCAGUAUAGAAAAAGAACGGUUUGCUGAAAGGCACUGUGGAAUUCUUCUUGAUUUGACUGGUCCUUUUGCUUCUUGCCAUUCAAUUGUGGACCCUAAACCAUAUCAUGAGGAAUGCAAAAAAUACACUUGUACUUGUGAAAAUAGCCAAGAUUGCCUGUGUACAAUUUUAGGCAACUAUGUGAAAGCAUGUGCUGAGAAGGAAACUUCCAUGGUAGGAUGGAGAACUGGGCUAUGUGAUCAAUCUUGUCCUAGUGGCCUAGUUUUCAAGUACAAUGUAAAAACCUGCAAUAGUUCUUGCCGAUCAUUGUCAGAGAGAGAUAAGAGCUGUGAUAUGGAAGGCAUUCCAGUUGAUGGAUGCACUUGCCCUGAUGAAAUGUACAAGAAUAAUGAAGGAAAUUGUGUUUCAAAAUCUCAGUGUGACUGCUACAUAAAUGAUGAGGUCGUGCAACCAGGCAAACUCAUCCAUAUUGAUGACAACAAAUGUGUCUGUAGAGAUGGGAUUCUUCUUUGCCAGACUCCCAUUGAUUUAACACUACAGAAUUGUUCUGGAGGGGCUGAAUAUGUUGACUGUAGGAAUCCUAAGGCACAGAGGAGAGUUGAUAGUACAUGUAGCACUCGGAACAUACCUACUUUUGAUGACAACUUGCCUUGCAAACGUGGGUGCUACUGUCCUGAAGGAAUGGUUCGAAAUUCUAAAGGGAACUGUGUCUUUCCUGAUGACUGCCCAUGCUCUUUUGGUGGACGAGAGUAUGACCAAGGAAGUGUCACCUCAGUCGGCUGCAACAAAUGUACUUGCAUAAAAGGAUCUUGGAACUGUACACAAAAUGAAUGUCAAACCACCUGUCAUAUCUAUGGGGACGGUCAUGUUAGAACUUUUGAUGGAAAAAGUUACAGCUUUGAUGGUCUUUGCCAGUAUGCACUUAUCGAGGAUUAUUGUGGUCGUGAAAAUGGCACAUUCCGUAUUUUAACUGAAAGCGUCCCGUGCUGUGAGGAUGGACUUACAUGCUCGAGAAAAAUUAUAGUUGCUUUUCAGGAUCAAAAUAUUGUGUUGCAUGAUGGUAAAGUUACAGCAGUCAAAACUACAGAAAGUAAGGAAUGUGAACUCAAUGGAAAUUCAUACUCUGUUCAUACCGUUGGCCUGUACUUGAUUCUGAAAUUUUUAAACGGAAUAACCGUAAUUUGGGACAAAAAUACAAGAAUUUCUGUUAUACUGGAUCCACGCUGGAAUGGUCAGGUGUGCGGUCUCUGUGGAAAUAACAAUGGUGAUCUGAAGGAUGAUUUCACCACAAGAUACUCCUCAGUAGCUGCUGGAACACUGGAGUUUGGAAAUAGUUGGAAAACAAGUCAAGAAUGUUCAGACACAGUUGCUCAAACCUUCCCAUGUGACUCAAAUCCAUACUGUAAAGCCUGGGCCGUGCGGAAGUGUGAGAUCAUUCGGGACAGCACCUUCAGAGAGUGCCACAAUAAGGUGGACCCCAGUGAGUACUAUGAUGCGUGUAUUGAGGAGGCCUGCGCCUGUGACAUGGAGGGGAAGUACCUGGGAUUCUGCACGGCGGUGGCGAUGUACGCAGAGGCCUGCAGCGCAGUUGGAGUCUGUGUCACGUGGAGAAAACCAGACCUCUGUCCUGUCUACUGUGAUUAUUAUAAUGCACCUGGGGAAUUCAGCUGGCAUUAUGAACCCUGUGGCACAGUGACUGCCAAAACAUGCAAAGAUCGAGUAAUUGGCCAGAAAUUUUCUGCACUUUUAGAAGGCUGUUAUGCCAAAUGCCCGGACAGUGCUCCCUACCUGGAUGAGAAUACUAUGAAGUGCGUCAGUUUGUCUGAGUGCAGCUGCUUCUAUAAUGACAUCGUACCAGCCGGUGGAGUGAUUCAAGAUAACUGUGGGAGAACAUGCUAUUGCAUCGCAGGAGAAUUGGAGUGCAGUGAAACUGCUCCUACAAAUUCAACAUAUACAGUUUCUACUACAACAGCUACCUCCAUACUAAGCACCGAAGCAGCAAUUACACUGGUCACCAAUAGCUCAGGCACAGUAGCUUCCAUUCCAGGGAUUACAUCAAGCAGUGAAAUAACAGGAACAACUCUGAGUUUCCUCAGUGAAACUUUUACCACAGGUGUUACAAGAACUCCAGUUCCCAUCACCUCCACAGCUGGAAGUGUGGGCACCACAGAACCAGUGGGCCCCCCCUUCACCAGUUCUGGGCGCAUAUCAGGGUCAACUGGAGUGUCAGUAAGUGCGAUCACAGAAACUGAAGAUAGAAGCACAGGUGACACGGACUUCAGAAUAGGAGGAACAGGAGGUCCUACUGCACCAAUAAGAGGUGAGGAAGAUGGCACGCCUGGGCAACCAAUCACAGGAGCGACAAGCCCGGGAGAAUCAGGGACCCCAAGAACUUCAGAAAUCUUCACAACCACACCUGGGAGCAAGAGCACAAAUGUAGACUUACCUAUCCCAGACACAACCCCUGGAGGCCAACCAGGUAUGGAAAUGGGCAACAUUGACAGUCAUCUGAGGCGUCUUCUUACUGACCUUAAGGAAGUCACCAGCACUUCUGAAUUAUUCCUUACUAAGACUACCAGAUCAUCAGCUGGUCAAACAACUGGAGAACCAAGCAGUGAAGUGACAGCAUCUGAAGGAGUAACAGUAGAAUUUGUUGGGACUACCACUUGAACUAGCAGUGGCAUCACAGCUAAACCAUCUUUCUCUGGUUCCAGCCCAGCUGGCAGUUCAGAGGCAAGGUGCAGGACACCCGGACACUUUGGUGGUGCUCCAUCAAGAGCUUCGCUGAGACUCUCAGCUGAUUCCUUCCUCAGAAGGAAUUUAUGUGAAUUGAGUACAACUGGAGGUGAAAAUGCUGCCACCACUGAAGCUGCUCGUGAUAAUACUUCUGGAGGAACAGGGAUAACUGGAAAAUCUCUUAAAACAACAGACAGCAGUUCAACAGUACCCAGAGGAUCAGAAACAAUUCAACCACCUGGUGUGGUUUCAGAGCCCACCACCCUAUUGCCUGGGGUUACAAGCACCAAGGCCACAGGAUCCGAGGCCAGUUUACCUUCAACUGGAGUGUCAGGGUUGCCUGGCUCCACCCAAGGAGGAUUUGCAGCAACUGGAGGGAGUGGUGCAGGCUCAAAGCCUACUGCCCCGGUAUCAGGAGAAACAAGGGCCAGUGUUGGGUCAGGAACCAGCGUACCUGUAUCUGGAGCAGCAGUGACCCCUGGGUCAUCACCGGGAAGUCCGCAAGCAGCUAGAGCACGUGGUGAAGGUUCAGCGACAGCUUCCCCAUCAUCUGGAGCCACAGGGACAAAUGUUAUCGGAUCAGGAGCCAGCACACCUUUGUCUGGAGCGCCUGUGACCCCUGCGUCAGCCAGUGUAAGCCCAGAAGCCACGGGAAGGCCUCCUGUAAGUUCAGAGUCAACGGUCACACUGUCUGGAGCAACAGGGCCUAGUUUUCUAAGGUCUGGAACCAGUGUACCUUCACCUGGAGGAGCAGUGACCCCUGGGUCAUCCCCAGGAGGGUCAUCAGCACCUGCAAGCCCUGGGGCAGGCUCAGAAACAACUGUCCGAGUCCCUGGAGCAAGCGGGACUGAUGUCACAGCAUCAGGAGCCAGCUUACCCUCAUCUGGAGCACCGGGGAGCCCUGGAUCAUCACCAGGAAGGUCAAGCGCAACUGCAGUAUCUGGUGAAGGGUCUCAGCCCACUGUCCCAUCGUCUGGAGCAACAGGGACUAAUGCCGGACAAUCAGGCACCCGUUUCCCCUCAUCUGGAAUACCAGCCACAGCUGGAUCCACCACAGGAGGGUCAGCAGUAGCUGGGACACCUGGUGUAGAUUCCCAGCAAACUGCCACACCGUCGGGCGCUGCGAGGACGACUGCUGGCAGAUUCGGAACCGGCCUGCCUCCGGAUCAGACAUCGGAGAGCAGUUCAUCAGUGCCCGGGGGAUCAGAAACAAUUCAACCACCUGGUGUGGUUUCAGAGCCCACCACCCUAUUGCCUGGGGUUACAAGCACCAAGGCCACAGGAUCCGAGGCCAGUUUACCUUCAUCUGGAGUGUCAGGGUUGCCUGGCUCCACCCAAGGAGGAUUUGCAGCAACUGGAGGGAGUGGUGCAGGCUCAAAGCCUACUGCCCCGGUAUCAGGAGAAACAAGGGCCAGUGUUGGGUCAGGAACCAGCGUACCUGUAUCUGGAGCAGCAGUGACCGCUGGGUCAUCACCGGGAAGUCCCCAAGCAGCUGGAGCACGUGGUGAAGGUUCAGCGACAGCUUCCCCAUCGUCUGGAGCCACAGGGACAAAUGUUAUCGGAUCAGGAGCCAGCACACCUUUAUCUGGAGCGCCUGUGACCCCUGCGUCAGCCAGUGUAAGCCCAGAAGCCACGGGAAGGCCUCCUGUAAGUUCAGAGUCAACGGUCACACUGUCUGGAGCAACAGGGCCUAGCUUUCUAAGGUCUGGAACCAGUGUACCUUCACCUGGAGGAGCAGUGACCCCUGGGUCAUCCCCAGGAGGGUCAUCAGCACCUGCAAGCCCUGGGGCAGGCUCAGAAACAACUGUCCGAGUCCCUGGAGCAAGCGGGACUGAUGUCACAGCAUCAGGAGCCAGCUUACCCUCAUCUGGAGCACCAGGGAGCCCUGGAUCAUCACCAGGAAGGUCAAGCGCAACUGCAGUAUCUGGUGAAGGGUCUCAGCCCACUGUCCCAUUGUCUGGAGCAACAGGGACUAAUGCCGGACAAUCAGGCACCCGUUUCCCCUCAUCUGGAAUACCAGCCACAGCUGGAUCCACCACAGGAGGGUCAGCAGUAGCUGGGACACCUGGUGUAGAUUCCCAGCAAACUGCCACACCGUCGGGCGCUGCGAGGACGACUGCUGGCGGAUUCGGAACCGGCCUGCCUCCGGGUCAGACAUCGGAGAGCAGUUCAUCAGUGCCCGGGGGAUCAGAAACAAUUCAACCACCUGGUGUGGUUGCAGAGCCCACCACCCUAUUGCCUGGGGUUACAAGCACCAAGGCCACAGGAUCCGAGGCCAGUUUACCUUCAACUGGAGUGUCAGGGUUGCCUGGCUCCACCCAAGGAGGAUUUGCAGCAACUGGAGGGAGUGGUGCAGGCUCAAAGCCUACUGCCCCGGUAUCAGGAGAAACAAGGGCCAGUGUUGGGUCAGGAACCAGCGUACCUGUAUCUGGAGCAGCAGUGACCCCUGGGUCAUCACCGGGAAGUCCGCAAGCAGCUGGAGCACGUGGUGAAGGUUCAGCGACAGCUUCCCCAUCGUCUGGAGCCACAGGGACAAAUGUUAUCGGAUCAGGAGCCAGCACACCUUUAUCUGGAGCGCCUGUGACCCCUGCGUCAGCCAGUGUAAGCCCAGAAGCCACGGGAAGGCCUCCUGUAAGUUCAGAGUCAACGGUCACACUGUCUGGAGCAACAGGGCCUAGUUUUCUAAGGUCUGGAACCAGUGUACCUUCACCUGGAGGAGCAGUGACCCCUGGGUCAUCCCCAGGAGGGUCAUCAGCACCUGCAAGCCCUGGGGCAGGCUCAGAAACAACUGUCCGAGUCCCUGGAGCAAGCGGGACUGAUGUCACAGCAUCAGGAGCCAGCUUACCCUCAUCUGGAGCACCGGGGAGCCCUGGAUCAUCACCAGGAAGGUCAAGCGCAACUGCAGUAUCUGGUGAAGGGUCUCAGCCCACUGUCCCAUCGUCUGGAGCAACAGGGACUAAUGCCGGACAAUCAGGCACCCGUUUCCCCUCAUCUGGAAUACCAGCCACAGCUGGAUCCACCACAGGAGGGUCAGCAGUAGCUGGGACACCUGGUGUAGAUUCCCAGCAAACUGCCACACCGUCGGGCGCUGCGAGGACGACUGCUGGCGGAUUCGGAACCGGCCUGCCUCCGGGUCAGACAUCGGAGAGCAGUUCAUCAGUGCCCGGGGGAUCAGAAACAAUUCAACCACCUGGUGUGGUUUCAGAGCCCACCACCCUAUUGCCUGGGGUUACAAGCACCAAGGCCACAGGAUCCGAGGCCAGUUUACCUUCAACUGGAGUGUCAGGGUUGCCUGGCUCCACCCAAGGAGGAUUUGCAGCAACUGGAGGGAGUGGUGCAGGCUCAAAGCCUACUGCCCCGGUAUCAGGAGAAACAAGGGCCAGUGUUGGGUCAGGAACCAGCGUACCUGUAUCUGGAGCAGCAGUGACCCCUGGGUCAUCACCGGGAAGUCCGCAAGCAGCUGGAGCACGUGGUGAAGGUUCAGCGACAGCUUCCCCAUCGUCUGGAGCCACAGGGACAAAUGUUAUCGGAUCAGGAGCCAGCACACCUUUAUCUGGAGCGCCUGUGACCCCUGCGUCAGCCAGUGUAAGCCCAGAAGCCACGGGAAGGCCUCCUGUAAGUUCAGAGUCAACGGUCACACUGUCUGGAGCAACAGGGCCUAGUUUUCUAAGGUCUGGAACCAGUGUACCUUCACCUGGAGGAGCAGUGACCCCUGGGUCAUCCCCAGGAGGGUCAUCAGCACCUGCAAGCCCUGGGGCAGGCUCAGAAACAACUGUCCGAGUCCCUGGAGCAAGCGGGACUGAUGUCACAGCAUCAGGAGCCAGCUUACCCUCAUCUGGAGCACCGGGGAGCCCUGGAUCAUCACCAGGAAGGUCAAGCGCAACUGCAGUAUCUGGUGAAGGGUCUCAGCCCACUGUCCCAUCGUCUGGAGCAACAGGGACUAAUGCCGGACAAUCAGGCACCCGUUUCCCCUCAUCUGGAAUACCAGCCACAGCUGGAUCCACCACAGGAGGGUCAGCAGUAGCUGGGACACCUGGUGUAGAUUCCCAGCAAACUGCCACACCGUCGGGCGCUGCGAGGACGACUGCUGGCGGAUUCGGAACCGGCCUGCCUCCGGGUCAGACAUCGGAGAGCAGUUCAUCAGUGCCCGGGGGAUCAGAAACAAUUCAACCACCUGGUGUGGUUUCAGAGCCCACCACCCUAUUGCCUGGGGUUACAAGCACCAAGGCCACAGGAUCCGAGGCCAGUUUACCUUCAACUGGAGUGUCAGGGUUGCCUGGCUCCACCCAAGGAGGAUUUGCAGCAACUGGAGGGAGUGGUGCAGGCUCAAAGCCUACUGCCCCGGUAUCAGGAGAAACAAGGGCCAGUGUUGGGUCAGGAACCAGCGUACCUGUAUCUGGAGCAGCAGUGACCCCUGGGUCAUCACCGGGAAGUCCGCAAGCAGCUGGAGCACGUGGUGAAGGUUCAGCGACAGCUUCCCCAUCGUCUGGAGCCACAGGGACAAAUGUUAUCGGAUCAGGAGCCAGCACACCUUUAUCUGGAGCGCCUGUGACCCCUGCGUCAGCCAGUGUAAGCCCAGAAGCCACGGGAAGGCCUCCUGUAAGUUCAGAGUCAACGGUCACACUGUCUGGAGCAACAGGGCCUAGUUUUCUAAGGUCUGGAACCAGUGUACCUUCACCUGGAGGAGCAGUGACCCCUGGGUCAUCCCCAGGAGGGUCAUCAGCACCUGCAAGCCCUGGGGCAGGCUCAGAAACAACUGUCCGAGUCCCUGGAGCAAGCGGGACUGAUGUCACAGCAUCAGGAGCCAGCUUACCCUCAUCUGGAGCACCAGGGAGCCCUGGAUCAUCACCAGGAAGGUCAAGCGCAACUGCAGUAUCUGGUGAAGGGUCUCAGCCCACUGUCCCAUCGUCUGGAGCAACAGGGACUAAUGCCGGACAAUCAGGCACCCGUUUCCCCUCAUCUGGAAUACCAGCCACAGCUGGAUCCACCACAGGAGGGUCAGCAGUAGCUGGGACACCUGGUGUAGAUUCCCAGCAAACUGCCACACCGUCGGGCGCUGCGAGGACGACUGCUGGCGGAUUCGGAACCGGCCUGCCUCCGGGUCAGACAUCGGAGAGCAGUUCAUCAGUGCCCGGGGGAUCAGAAACAAUUCAACCACCUGGUGUGGUUUCAGAGCCCACCACCCUAUUGCCUGGGGUUACAAGCACCAAGGCCACAGGAUCCGAGGCCAGUUUACCUUCAACUGGAGUGUCAGGGUUGCCUGGCUCCACCCAAGGAGGAUUUGCAGCAACUGGAGGGAGUGGUGCAGGCUCAAAGCCUACUGCCCCGGUAUCAGGAGAAACAAGGGCCAGUGUUGGGUCAGGAACCAGCGUACCUGUAUCUGGAGCAGCAGUGACCCCUGGGUCAUCACCGGGAAGUCCGCAAGCAGCUGGAGCACGUGGUGAAGGUUCAGCGACAGCUUCCCCAUCGUCUGGAGCCACAGGGACAAAUGUUAUCGGAUCAGGAGCCAGCACACCUUUAUCUGGAGCGCCUGUGACCCCUGCGUCAGCCAGUGUAAGCCCAGAAGCCAUGGGAAGGCCUCCUGUAAGUUCAGAGUCAACGGUCACACUGUCUGGAGCAACAGGGCCUAGUUUUCUAAGGUCUGGAACCAGUGUACCUUCACCUGGAGGAGCAGUGACCCCUGGGUCAUCCCCAGGAGGGUCAUCAGCACCUGCAAGCCCUGGGGCAGGCUCAGAAACAACUGUCCAAGUCCCUGGAGCAAGCGGGACUGAUGUCACAGCAUCAGGAGCCAGCUUACCCUCAUCUGGAAGACCGGGGAGCCCUGGAUCAUCACCAGGAAGGUCAAGCGCAACUGCAGUAUCUGGUGAAGGGUCUCAGCCCACUGUCCCAUCGUCUGGAGCAACAGGGACUAAUGCCGGACAAUCAGGCACCCGUUUCCCCUCAUCUGGAAUACCAGCCACAGCUGGAUCCACCACAGGAGGGUCAGCAGUAGCUGGGACACCUGGUGUAGAUUCCCAGCAAACUGCCACACCGUCGGGCGCUGCGAGGACGACUGCUGGCGGAUUCGGAACCGGCCUGCCUCCGGGUCAGACAUCGGAGAGCAGUUCAUCAGUGCCCGGGGGAUCAGAAACAAUUCAACCACCUGGUGUGGUUUCAGAGCCCACCACCCUAUUGCCUGGGGUUACAAGCACCAAGGCCACAGGAUCCGAGGCCAGUUUACCUUCAACUGGAGUGUCAGGGUUGCCUGGCUCCACCCAAGGAGGAUUUGCAGCAACUGGAGGGAGUGGUGCAGGCUCAAAGCCUACUGCCCGGGUAUCAGGAGAAACAAGGGCCAGUGUUGGGUCAGGAACCAGCGUACCUGUAUCUGGAGCAGCAGUGACCCCUGGGUCAUCACCGGGAAGUCCGCAAGCAGCUGGAGCACGUGGUGAAGGUUCAGCGACAGCUUCCCCAUCGUCUGGAGUCACAGGGACAAAUGUUAUCGGAUCAGGAGCCAGCACACCUUUAUCUGGAGCGCCUGUGACCCCUGCGUCAGCCAGUGUAAGCCCAGAAGCCACGGGAAGGCCUCCUGUAAGUUCAGAGUCAACGGUCACACUGUCUGGAGCAACAGGGCCUAGCUUUCUAAGGUCUGGAACCAGUGUACCUUCACCUGGAGGAGCAGUGACCCCUGGGUCAUCCCCAGGAGGGUCAUCAGCACCUGCAAGCCCUGGGGCAGGCUCAGAAACAACUGUCCGAGUCCCUGGAGCAAGCGGGACUGAUGUCACAGCAUCAGGAGCCAGCUUACCCUCAUCUGGAAGACCGGGGAGCCCUGGAUCAUCACCAGGAAGGUCAAGCGCAACUGCAGUAUCUGGUGAAGGGUCUCAGCCCACUGUCCCAUCGUCUGGAGCAACAGGGACUAAUGCCGGACAAUCAGGCACCCGUUUCCCCUCAUCUGGAAUACCAGCCACAGCUGGAUCCACCACAGGAGGGUCAGCAGUAGCUGGGACACCUGGUGUAGAUUCCCAGCAAACUGCCACACCGUCGGGCGCUGCGAGGACGACUGCUGGCGGAUUCGGAACCGGCCUGCCUCCGGGUCAGACAUCGGAGAGCAGUUCAUCAGUGCCCGGGGGAUCAGAAACAAUUCAACCACCUGGUGUGGUUUCAGAGCCCACCACCCUAUUGCCUGGGGUUACAAGCACCAAGGCCACAGGAUCCGAGGCCAGUUUACCUUCAACUGGAGUGUCAGGGUUGCCUGGCUCCACCCAAGGAGGAUUUGCAGCAACUGGAGGGAGUGGUGCAGGCUCAAAGCCUACUGCCCGGGUAUCAGGAGAAACAAGGGCCAGUGUUGGGUCAGGAACCAGCGUACCUGUAUCUGGAGCAGCAGUGACCCCUGGGUCAUCACCGGGAAGUCCGCAAGCAGCUGGAGCACGUGGUGAAGGUUCAGCGACAGCUUCCCCAUCGUCUGGAGCCACAGGGACAAAUGUUAUCGGAUCAGGAGCCAGCACACCUUUAUCUGGAGUGCCUGUGACCCCUGCGUCAGCCAGUGUAAGCCCAGAAGCCACGGGAAGGCCUCCUGUAAGUUCAGAGUCAACGGUCACACUGUCUGGAGCAACAGGGCCUAGCUUUCUAAGGUCUGGAACCAGUGUACCUUCACCUGGAGGAGCAGUGACCCCUGGGUCAUCCCCAGGAGGGUCAUCAGCACCUGCAAGCCCUGGGGCAGGCUCAGAAACAACUGUCCGAGUCCCUGGAGCAAGCGGGACUGAUGUCACAGCAUCAGGAGCCAGCUUACCCUCAUCUGGAGCACCAGGGAGCCCUGGAUCAUCACCAGGAAGGUCAAGCGCAACUGCAGUAUCUGGUGAAGGGUCUCAGCCCACUGUCCCAUUGUCUGGAGCAACAGGGACUAAUGCCGGACAAUCAGGCACCCGUUUCCCCUCAUCUGGAAUACCAGCCACAGCUGGAUCCACCACAGGAGGGUCAGCAGUAGCUGGGACACCUGGUGUAGAUUCCCAGCAAACUGCCACACCGUCGGGCGCUGCGAGGACGACUGCUGGCGGAUUCGGAACCGGCCUGCCUCCGGGUCAGACAUCGGAGAGCAGUUCAUCAGUGCCCGGGGGAUCAGAAACAAUUCAACCACCUGGUGUGGUUUCAGAGCCCACCACCCUAUUGCCUGGGGUUACAAGCACCAAGGCCACAGGAUCCGAGGCCAGUUUACCUUCAACUGGAGUGUCAGGGUUGCCUGGCUCCACCCAAGGAGGAUUUGCAGCAACUGGAGGGAGUGGUGCAGGCUCAAAGCCUACUGCCCCGGUAUCAGGAGAAACAAGGGCCAGUGUUGGGUCAGGAACCAGCGUACCUGUAUCUGGAGCAGCAGUGACCCCUGGGUCAUCACCGGGAAGUCCGCAAGCAGCUGGAGCACGUGGUGAAGGUUCAGCGACAGCUUCCCCAUCGUCUGGAGUCACAGGGACAAAUGUUAUCGGAUCAGGAGCCAGCACACCUUUAUCUGGAGCGCCUGUGACCCCUGCGUCAGCCAGUGUAAGCCCAGAAGCCACGGGAAGGCCUCCUGUAAGUUCAGAGUCAACGGUCACACUGUCUGGAGCAACAGGGCCUAGUUUUCUAAGGUCUGGAACCAGUGUACCUUCACCUGGAGGAGCAGUGACCCCUGGGUCAUCCCCAGGAGGGUCAUCAGCACCUGCAAGCCCUGGGGCAGGCUCAGAAACAACUGUCCGAGUCCCUGGAGCAAGCGGGACUGAUGUCACAGCAUCAGGAGCCAGCUUACCCUCAUCUGGAAGACCGGGGAGCCCUGGAUCAUCACCAGGAAGGUCAAGCGCAACUGCAGUAUCUGGUGAAGGGUCUCAGCCCACUGUCCCAUCGUCUGGAGCAACAGGGACUAAUGCCGGACAAUCAGGCACCCGUUUCCCCUCAUCUGGAAUACCAGCCACAGCUGGAUCCACCACAGGAGGGUCAGCAGUAGCUGGGACACCUGGUGUAGAUUCCCAGCAAACUGCCACACCGUCGGGCGCUGCGAGGACGACUGCUGGCGGAUUCGGAACCGGCCUGCCUCCGGGUCAGACAUCGGAGAGCAGUUCAUCAGUGCCCGGGGGAUCAGAAACAAUUCAACCACCUGGUGUGGUUUCAGAGCCCACCACCCUAUUGCCUGGGGUUACAAGCACCAAGGCCACAGGAUCCGAGGCCAGUUUACCUUCAACUGGAGUGUCAGGGUUGCCUGGCUCCACCCAAGGAGGAUUUGCAGCAACUGGAGGGAGUGGUGCAGGCUCAAAGCCUACUGCCCGGGUAUCAGGAGAAACAAGGGCCAGUGUUGGGUCAGGAACCAGCGUACCUGUAUCUGGAGCAGCAGUGACCGCUGGGUCAUCACCGGGAAGUCCGCAAGCAGCUGGAGCACGUGGUGAAGGUUCAGCGACAGCUUCCCCAUCGUCUGGAGCCACAGGGACAAAUGUUAUCGGAUCAGGAGCCAGCACACCUUUGUCUGGAGCGCCUGUGACCCCUGCGUCAGCCAGUGUAAGCCCAGAAGCCACGGGAAGGCCUCCUGUAAGUUCAGAGUCAACGGUCACACUGUCUGGAGCAACAGGGCCUAGUUUUCUAAGGUCUGGAACCAGUGUACCUUCACCUGGAGGAGCAGUGACCCCUGGGUCAUCCCCAGGAGGGUCAUCAGCACCUGCAAGCCCUGGGGCAGGCUCAGAAACAACUGUCCGAGUCCCUGGAGCAAGCGGGACUGAUGUCACAGCAUCAGGAGCCAGCUUACCCUCAUCUGGAAGACCGGGGAGCCCUGGAUCAUCACCAGGAAGGUCAAGCGCAACUGCAGUAUCUGGUGAAGGGUCUCAGCCCACUGUCCCAUCGUCUGGAGCAACAGGGACUAAUGCCGGACAAUCAGGCACCCGUUUCCCCUCAUCUGGAAUACCAGCCACAGCUGGAUCCACCACAGGAGGGUCAGCAGUAGCUGGGACACCUGGUGUAGAUUCCCAGCAAACUGCCACACCGUCGGGCGCUGCGAGGACGACUGCUGGCGGAUUCGGAACCGGCCUGCCUCCGGGUCAGACAUCGGAGAGCAGUUCAUCAGUGCCCGGGGGAUCAGAAACAAUUCAACCACCUGGUGUGGUUUCAGAGCCCACCACCCUAUUGCCUGGGGUUACAAGCACCAAGGCCACAGGAUCCGAGGCCAGUUUACCUUCAACUGGAGUGUCAGGGUUGCCUGGCUCCACCCAAGGAGGAUUUGCAGCAACUGGAGGGAGUGGUGCAGGCUCAAAGCCUACUGCCCGGGUAUCAGGAGAAACAAGGGCCAGUGUUGGGUCAGGAACCAGCGUACCUGUAUCUGGAGCAGCAGUGACCCCUGGGUCAUCACCGGGAAGUCCGCAAGCAGCUGGAGCACGUGGUGAAGGUUCAGCGACAGCUUCCCCAUCGUCUGGAGCCACAGGGACAAAUGUUAUCGGAUCAGGAGCCAGCACACCUUUGUCUGGAGCGCCUGUGACCCCUGCGUCAGCCAGUGUAAGCCCAGAAGCCACGGGAAGGCCUCCUGUAAGUUCAGAGUCAACGGUCACACUGUCUGGAGCAACAGAGCCUAGCUUUCUAAGGUCUGGAACCAGUGUACCUUCACCUGGAGGAGCAGUGACCCCUGGGUCAUCCCCAGGAGGGUCAUCAGCACCUGCAAGCCCUGGGGCAGGCUCAGAAACAACUGUCCGAGUCCCUGGAGCAAGCGGGACUGAUGUCACAGCAUCAGGAGCCAGCUUACCCUCAUCUGGAAGACCGGGGAGCCCUGGAUCAUCACCAGGAAGGUCAAGCGCAACUGCAGUAUCUGGUGAAGGGUCUCAGCCCACUGUCCCAUCGUCUGGAGCAACAGGGACUAAUGCCGGACAAUCAGGCACCCGUUUCCCCUCAUCUGGAAUACCAGCCACAGCUGGAUCCACCACAGGAGGGUCAGCAGUAGCUGGGACACCUGGUGUAGAUUCCCAGCAAACUGCCACACCGUCGGGCGCUGCGAGGACGACUGCUGGCGGAUUCGGAACCGGCCUGCCUCCGGGUCAGACAUCGGAGAGCAGUUCAUCAGUGCCCGGGGGAUCAGAAACAAUUCAACCACCUGGUGUGGUUUCAGAGCCCACCACCCUAUUGCCUGGGGUUACAAGCACCAAGGCCACAGGAUCCGAGGCCAGUUUACCUUCAACUGGAGUGUCAGGGUUGCCUGGCUCCACCCAAGGAGGAUUUGCAGCAACUGGAGGGAGUGGUGCAGGCUCAAAGCCUACUGCCCGGGUAUCAGGAGAAACAAGGGCCAGUGUUGGGUCAGGAACCAGCGUACCUGUAUCUGGAGCAGCAGUGACCCCUGGGUCAUCACCGGGAAGUCCGCAAGCAGCUGGAGCACGUGGUGAAGGUUCAGCGACAGCUUCCCCAUCGUCUGGAGUCACAGGGACAAAUGUUAUCGGAUCAGGAGCCAGCACACCUUUAUCUGGAGUGCCUGUGACCCCUGCGUCAGCCAGUGUAAGCCCAGAAGCCACGGGAAGGCCUCCUGUAAGUUCAGAGUCAACGGUCACACUGUCUGGAGCAACAGGGCCUAGCUUUCUAAGGUCUGGAACCAGUGUACCUUCACCUGGAGGAGCAGUGACCCCUGGGUCAUCCCCAGGAGGGUCAUCAGCACCUGCAAGCCCUGGGGCAGGCUCAGAAACAACUGUCCGAGUCCCUGGAGCAAGCGGGACUGAUGUCACAGCAUCAGGAGCCAGCUUACCCUCAUCUGGAGCACCAGGGAGCCCUGGAUCAUCACCAGGAAGGUCAAGCGCAACUGCAGUAUCUGGUGAAGGGUCUCAGCCCACUGUCCCAUCGUCUGGAGCAACAGGGACUAAUGCCGGACAAUCAGGCACCCGUUUCCCCUCAUCUGGAAUACCAGCCACAGCUGGAUCCACCACAGGAGGGUCAGCAGUAGCUGGGACACCUGGUGUAGAUUCCCAGCAAACUGCCACACCGUCGGGCGCUGCGAGGACGACUGCUGGCGGAUUCGGAACCGGCCUGCCUCCGGGUCAGACAUCGGAGAGCAGUUCAUCAGUGCCCGGGGGAUCAGAAACAAUUCAACCACCUGGUGUGGUUUCAGAGCCCACCACCCUAUUGCCUGGGGUUACAAGCACCAAGGCCACAGGAUCCGAGGCCAGUUUACCUUCAACUGGAGUGUCAGGGUUGCCUGGCUCCACCCAAGGAGGAUUUGCAGCAACUGGAGGGAGUGGUGCAGGCUCAAAGCCUACUGCCCGGGUAUCAGGAGAAACAAGGGCCAGUGUUGGGUCAGGAACCAGCGUACCUGUAUCUGGAGCAGCAGUGACCGCUGGGUCAUCACCGGGAAGUCCGCAAGCAGCUGGAGCACGUGGUGAAGGUUCAGCGACAGCUUCCCCAUCGUCUGGAGCCACAGGGACAAAUGUUAUCGGAUCAGGAGCCAGCACACCUUUGUCUGGAGCGCCUGUGACCCCUGCGUCAGCCAGUGUAAGCCCAGAAGCCACGGGAAGGCCUCCUGUAAGUUCAGAGUCAACGGUCACACUGUCUGGAGCAACAGGGCCUAGCUUUCUAAGGUCUGGAACCAGUGUACCUUCACCUGGAGGAGCAGUGACCCCUGGGUCAUCCCCAGGAGGGUCAUCAGCACCUGCAAGCCCUGGGGCAGGCUCAGAAACAACUGUCCGAGUCCCUGGAGCAAGCGGGACUGAUGUCACAGCAUCAGGAGCCAGCUUACCCUCAUCUGGAGCACCAGGGAGCCCUGGAUCAUCACCAGGAAGGUCAAGCGCAACUGCAGUAUCUGGUGAAGGGUCUCAGCCCACUGUCCCAUCGUCUGGAGCAACAGGGACUAAUGCCGGACAAUCAGGCACCCGUUUCCCCUCAUCUGGAAUACCAGCCACAGCUGGAUCCACCACAGGAGGGUCAGCAGUAGCUGGGACACCUGGUGUAGAUUCCCAGCAAACUGCCACACCGUCGGGCGCUGCGAGGACGACUGCUGGCGGAUUCGGAACCGGCCUGCCUCCGGGUCAGACAUCGGAGAGCAGUUCAUCAGUGCCCGGGGGAUCAGAAACAAUUCAACCACCUGGUGUGGUUUCAGAGCCCACCACCCUAUUGCCUGGGGUUACAAGCACCAAGGCCACAGGAUCCGAGGCCAGUUUACCUUCAACUGGAGUGUCAGGGUUGCCUGGCUCCACCCAAGGAGGAUUUGCAGCAACUGGAGGGAGUGGUGCAGGCUCAAAGCCUACUGCCCGGGUAUCAGGAGAAACAAGGGCCAGUGUUGGGUCAGGAACCAGCGUACCUGUAUCUGGAGCAGCAGUGACCGCUGGGUCAUCACCGGGAAGUCCGCAAGCAGCUGGAGCACGUGGUGAAGGUUCAGCGACAGCUUCCCCAUCGUCUGGAGCCACAGGGACAAAUGUUAUCGGAUCAGGAGCCAGCACACCUUUGUCUGGAGCGUCUGUGACCCCUGGGUCAGCCAGUGUAAGCCCAGAAGCCACGGGAAGGCCUCCUGUAAGUUCAGAGUCAACGGUCACACUGUCUGGAGCAACAGGGCCUAGUUUUCUAAGGUCUGGAACCAGUGUACCUUCACCUGGAGGAGCAGUGACCCCUGGGUCAUCCCCAGGAGGGUCAUCAGCACCUGCAAGCCCUGGGGCAGGCUCAGAAACAACUGUCCGAGUCCCUGGAGCAAGCGGGACUGAUGUCACAGCAUCAGGAGCCAGCUUACCCUCAUCUGGAGCACCAGGGAGCCCUGGAUCAUCACCAGGAAGGUCAAGCGCAACUGCAGUAUCUGGUGAAGGGUCUCAGCCCACUGUCCCAUCGUCUGGAGCAACAGGGACUAAUGCCGGACAAUCAGGCACCCGUUUCCCCUCAUCUGGAAUACCAGCCACAGCUGGAUCCACCACAGGAGGGUCAGCAGUAGCUGGGACACCUGGUGUAGAUUCCCAGCAAACUGCCACACCGUCGGGCGCUGCGAGGACGACUGCUGGCGGAUUCGGAACCGGCCUGCCUCCGGGUCAGACAUCGGAGAGCAGUUCAUCAGUGCCCGGGGGAUCAGAAACAAUUCAACCACCUGGUGUGGUUUCAGAGCCCACCACCCUAUUGCCUGGGGUUACAAGCACCAAGGCCACAGGAUCCGAGGCCAGUUUACCUUCAACUGGAGUGUCAGGGUUGCCUGGCUCCACCCAAGGAGGAUUUGCAGCAACUGGAGGGAGUGGUGCAGGCUCAAAGCCUACUGCCCGGGUAUCAGGAGAAACAAGGGCCAGUGUUGGGUCAGGAACCAGCGUACCUGUAUCUGGAGCAGCAGUGACCCCUGGGUCAUCACCGGGAAGUCCGCAAGCAGCUGGAGCACGUGGUGAAGGUUCAGCGACAGCUUCCCCAUCGUCUGGAGUCACAGGGACAAAUGUUAUCGGAUCAGGAGCCAGCACACCUUUAUCUGGAGCGCCUGUGACCCCUGCGUCAGCCAGUGUAAGCCCAGAAGCCACGGGAAGGCCUCCUGUAAGUUCAGAGUCAACGGUCACACUGUCUGGAGCAACAGGGCCUAGCUUUCUAAGGUCUGGAACCAGUGUACCUUCACCUGGAGGAGCAGUGACCCCUGGGUCAUCCCCAGGAGGGUCAUCAGCACCUGCAAGCCCUGGGGCAGGCUCAGAAACAACUGUCCGAGUCCCUGGAGCAAGCGGGACUGAUGUCACAGCAUCAGGAGCCAGCUUACCCUCAUCUGGAAGACCGGGGAGCCCUGGAUCAUCACCAGGAAGGUCAAGCGCAACUGCAGUAUCUGGUGAAGGGUCUCAGCCCACUGUCCCAUCGUCUGGAGCAACAGGGACUAAUGCCGGACAAUCAGGCACCCGUUUCCCCUCAUCUGGAAUACCAGCCACAGCUGGAUCCACCACAGGAGGGUCAGCAGUAGCUGGGACACCUGGUGUAGAUUCCCAGCAAACUGCCACACCGUCGGGCGCUGCGAGGACGACUGCUGGCGGAUUCGGAACCGGCCUGCCUCCGGGUCAGACAUCGGAGAGCAGUUCAUCAGUGCCCGGGGGAUCAGAAACAAUUCAACCACCUGGUGUGGUUUCAGAGCCCACCACCCUAUUGCCUGGGGUUACAAGCACCAAGGCCACAGGAUCCGAGGCCAGUUUACCUUCAACUGGAGUGUCAGGGUUGCCUGGCUCCACCCAAGGAGGAUUUGCAGCAACUGGAGGGAGUGGUGCAGGCUCAAAGCCUACUGCCCGGGUAUCAGGAGAAACAAGGGCCAGUGUUGGGUCAGGAACCAGCGUACCUGUAUCUGGAGCAGCAGUGACCCCUGGGUCAUCACCGGGAAGUCCGCAAGCAGCUGGAGCACGUGGUGAAGGUUCAGCGACAGCUUCCCCAUCGUCUGGAGCCACAGGGACAAAUGUUAUCGGAUCAGGAGCCAGCACACCUUUAUCUGGAGUGCCUGUGACCCCUGCGUCAGCCAGUGUAAGCCCAGAAGCCACGGGAAGGCCUCCUGUAAGUUCAGAGUCAACGGUCACACUGUCUGGAGCAACAGGGCCUAGCUUUCUAAGGUCUGGAACCAGUGUACCUUCACCUGGAGGAGCAGUGACCCCUGGGUCAUCCCCAGGAGGGUCAUCAGCACCUGCAAGCCCUGGGGCAGGCUCAGAAACAACUGUCCGAGUCCCUGGAGCAAGCGGGACUGAUGUCACAGCAUCAGGAGCCAGCUUACCCUCAUCUGGAGCACCAGGGAGCCCUGGAUCAUCACCAGGAAGGUCAAGCGCAACUGCAGUAUCUGGUGAAGGGUCUCAGCCCACUGUCCCAUUGUCUGGAGCAACAGGGACUAAUGCCGGACAAUCAGGCACCCGUUUCCCCUCAUCUGGAAUACCAGCCACAGCUGGAUCCACCACAGGAGGGUCAGCAGUAGCUGGGACACCUGGUGUAGAUUCCCAGCAAACUGCCACACCGUCGGGCGCUGCGAGGACGACUGCUGGCGGAUUCGGAACCGGCCUGCCUCCGGGUCAGACAUCGGAGAGCAGUUCAUCAGUGCCCGGGGGAUCAGAAACAAUUCAACCACCUGGUGUGGUUGCAGAGCCCACCACCCUAUUGCCUGGGGUUACAAGCACCAAGGCCACAGGAUCCGAGGCCAGUUUACCUUCAUCUGGAGUGUCAGGGUUGCCUGGCUCCACCCAAGGAGGAUUUGCAGCAACUGGAGGGAGUGGUGCAGGCUCAAAGCCUACUGCCCGGGUAUCAGGAGAAACAAGGGCCAGUGUUGGGUCAGGAACCAGCGUACCUGUAUCUGGAGCAGCAGUGACCCCUGGGUCAUCACCGGGAAGUCCGCAAGCAGCUGGAGCACGUGGUGAAGGUUCAGCGACAGCUUCCCCAUCGUCUGGAGCCACAGGGACAAAUGUUAUCGGAUCAGGAGCCAGCACACCUUUAUCUGGAGCGCCUGUGACCCCUGCGUCAGCCAGUGUAAGCCCAGAAGCCACGGGAAGGCCUCCUGUAAGUUCAGAGUCAACGGUCACACUGUCUGGAGCAACAGGGCCUAGUUUUCUAAGGUCUGGAACCAGUGUACCUUCACCUGGAGGAGCAGUGACCCCUGGGUCAUCCCCAGGAGGGUCAUCAGCACCUGCAAGCCCUGGGGCAGGCUCAGAAACAACUGUCCGAGUCCCUGGAGCAAGCGGGACUGAUGUCACAGCAUCAGGAGCCAGCUUACCCUCAUCUGGAGCACCAGGGAGCCCUGGAUCAUCACCAGGAAGGUCAAGCGCAACUGCAGUAUCUGGUGAAGGGUCUCAGCCCACUGUCCCAUCGUCUGGAGCAACAGGGACUAAUGCCGGACAAUCAGGCACCCGUUUCCCCUCAUCUGGAAUACCAGCCACAGCUGGAUCCACCACAGGAGGGUCAGCAGUAGCUGGGACACCUGGUGUAGAUUCCCAGCAAACUGCCACACCGUCGGGCGCUGCGAGGACGACUGCUGGCGGAUUCGGAACCGGCCUGCCUCCGGGUCAGACAUCGGAGAGCAGUUCAUCAGUGCCCGGGGGAUCAGAAACAAUUCAACCACCUGGUGUGGUUUCAGAGCCCACCACCCUAUUGCCUGGGGUUACAAGCACCAAGGCCACAGGAUCCGAGGCCAGUUUACCUUCAACUGGAGUGUCAGGGUUGCCUGGCUCCACCCAAGGAGGAUUUGCAGCAACUGGAGGGAGUGGUGCAGGCUCAAAGCCUACUGCCCGGGUAUCAGGAGAAACAAGGGCCAGUGUUGGGUCAGGAACCAGCGUACCUGUAUCUGGAGCAGCAGUGACCGCUGGGUCAUCACCGGGAAGUCCGCAAGCAGCUGGAGCACGUGGUGAAGGUUCAGCGACAGCUUCCCCAUCGUCUGGAGCCACAGGGACAAAUGUUAUCGGAUCAGGAGCCAGCACACCUUUAUCUGGAGCGCCUGUGACCCCUGCGUCAGCCAGUGUAAGCCCAGAAGCCACGGGAAGGCCUCCUGUAAGUUCAGAGUCAACGGUCACACUGUCUGGAGCAACAGGGCCUAGUUUUCUAAGGUCUGGAACCAGUGUACCUUCACCUGGAGGAGCAGUGACCCCUGGGUCAUCCCCAGGAGGGUCAUCAGCACCUGCAAGCCCUGGGGCAGGCUCAGAAACAACUGUCCGAGUCCCUGGAGCAAGCGGGACUGAUGUCACAGCAUCAGGAGCCAGCUUACCCUCAUCUGGAGCACCAGGGAGCCCUGGAUCAUCACCAGGAAGGUCAAGCGCAACUGCAGUAUCUGGUGAAGGGUCUCAGCCCACUGUCCCAUCGUCUGGAGCCACAGGGACAAAUGUUAUCGGAUCAGGAGCCAGCACACCUUUAUCUGGAGUGCCUGUGACCCCUGCGUCAGCCAGUGUAAGCCCAGAAGCCACGGGAAGGCCUCCUGAGGGUCAUCAGCACCUGCAAGCCCUGGGGCAGGCUCAGAAACAACUGUCCGAGUCCCUGGAGCAAGCGGGACUGAUGUCACAGCAUCAGGAGCCAGCUUACCCUCAUCUGGAGCACCAGGGAGCCCUGGAUCAUCACCAGGAAGGUCAAGCGCAACUGCAGUAUCUGGUGAAGGGUCUCAGCCCACUGUCCCAUCGUCUGGAGCAACAGGGACUAAUGCCGGACAAUCAGGCACCCGUUUCCCCUCAUCUGGAAUACCAGCCACAGCUGGAUCCACCACAGGAGGGUCAGCAGUAG